This is a messenger RNA of Adineta ricciae, 876 nucleotides long. The record is from the annotation of a GenBank genome assembly. NCBI's taxonomy places the organism in Eukaryota, Metazoa, Rotifera, Eurotatoria, Adinetida, Adinetidae.
AUGCACGAUGAGAAAACGGCGAAUCAAUAUAUAAUCAAAGAUAAUGGGAAAAAAAGUUCGGGAUCAUGUGAAUUGUAUCCAUCGACACUUUUAAAUAAUGUUCCAAUCGAUAUGUCAUCGGAAUUAACGUGGACAGAUGUGGAAAAAGAAGUAAAAAAUGUCGAAAAAGGCGGUAUUUACACUCCAAGUGAUUGUACUAGUCGGCAGCAACUUGCCAUCAUUAUUCCAUUUCGUUAUCGCGAAAAACAACUUCAGAUGCUUUUACGGCAUCUUCAUCCAUUUUUACAGCGGCAAAAGCGAGCUUAUCGAGUGUUCGUUGUUGAACAGUAUGGCAAUGGCACUUUUAAUAAGGGUUUAAUUAUGAACGUGGCAUUUAAUCAUGCAUCAAAAAUAAUUUCACCUCUGUUUGAUUGUUUCAUCUUUCACGAUGUUGAUCUCAUACCAGAAAAUGAUUAUAAUGUUUACGAAUGUGAACAACAGGGGCCGCGGCAUUUAGCACCGGCCGUUGAUGAAUUACGUUACUUUUUAAUGUACAACGAUUUGAUCGGUGGCGUCCUCGCCUUGACUAAGGAACAGUUCUUCAAAGCAAACGGGUGGUCAAACUUGUAUUGGGGUUGGGGUUUCGAAGAUGAUGACAUGAAUCAUAGAUUACGCCAUGCAGGAUAUCGUAUGAGUCGACCACCGAAUCGUAUUGGUCGUUAUAAAAUGAUUCGUCAUAAAAAGCAAACACCUGCAACAAACCGCUAUGGUACACUAAAUUAUUCUGUUGCUAGCGUUGAAACACGUCCGUUGUACACUCAUAUCUUAGUCAAUUUUACUCGUUCGGCGACGAAAACGAUUGAUCAUCUGUUAGAAGAUAUUCCAAAUGCUAAAUAA